GUAUUUUGACAGACGGCAUUUGAUGUUGUGAAGCGCGGCGUGCACAGUCGUGUUUGGUGAAAUUAGUUCCAGAAACAAUCCAACCGCAGAAUGGCACGUGAAAUCUUAACAUUCCAGCUGGGCAAUUACUCCAACUACAUCGGUACACACUGGUGGAACAUACAGGAAUCAUCGUUCAACUAUGAUCCAAACGCGGAACCAUCGGAAAUCGAUCACUCGAUACUGUAUCGCGAAGGUCAAACGAGACAGCGGCAAGUUACCUUUACACCGCGCCUGCUAAUGCUCGAUCUGAGCGGAACACUCAAACACGUGCCCCGCACCGGCGAUCUUUACGAGCAACCGCUCGACCCGGACCAAAUUGCCACCGACAAUCCUGCCGAGCUACCGGACAUCGGUUGGGAGUCGGAAAAAGUGGAGGUAAUUAAACAGCAAGAUAAACCUGCCGAACGGCACCCCUACCAGAAGGAUCUGCUCGAAGCGAGUACUUCCAGCGCCAAUGGUGAGGAGGAAGCGGAAAAAGAUUACAACUUUGCCGCCACGGUGCAAGAUUGGAUCGACUACAGCUACACCCGGUACCAUCCGCGCAGCAUCAACGUGAUCGAGCGGUAUACACAUUCCCGGGAAGAGGCACAGCUCGACACGAUCACGAACGGGAUGGAGCUGUGGAAGGAUUACGACUUUCAGGACGAGUUUACCGACCGUGCCCGCCAGUACAUCGAAGAGUGCGACGGUUGCCAAGGCUUCCAGAUGCUGUUCGACUGUGCCGAUGGAUUUUCCGGUGUGGCGAUAAAACUGCUCGAACAUCUGCAGGACGAGUACGGCAAAGCAACGCUGCUCUUUCCGGUGUUCCCACCGAAAGCACCCACGUUCAAAAGUGCCGACGAGCCCAUGAACCAUUCGAUAAGGGUGGUCAACACUGCGCUCGCUUUUGCACAGCUGCCGGACCAGUGUUCCCUGUUUGUGCCACUCUCGACAAUGGGCCGCUGUUGGCGCAAUGUGGCUGAACCGCGCGCACUGCCCAAUCUUCUGUACGAUCCAGCCAAUUUCUAUCAAACUUCCGCCAUCCUGGCAAGCUUUCUGGAAACGGCUACGCUGCGCUACCGUUUGAAAGGAUCGGCCACAACCGGUUCGGGCGCAUACCUUUCCGGCCUGUGCGGCGAUUUGAGUGCGCACGGUCGGAAGAUGGCUGCCGCGGGGCUCGCCUUUCCCUUCCCACUGGAUGGCAAGCAGGAUCUGAUCGACUUUCUGGAUCAGCUGGACGGCAAAAGUCUCACGGUACAGCUGUCUCCCAACGCGGUCGUGCGCAAACGAGCCGUCAUCCAGUCGGUGUGUGCCCGUGGACUGCCCCAGAACCGGCUGAAACGGCCACCGACGGCCAAAUCGGCCCAACGGCAGCAGGCAAUGCCCGCGUACCGGUGCAGCAACGUGAGUGAAAUGCUACAGUUUUACUACUCCUGCAGUCUCGAGGUUAGCAUGUCGCACGUCACCUCGGUCCAAAGCCCCAUGCCCAUCCGGCAACCGUUCCCGGUGGAGCUGUUUGACAAGCGCGUCGGAUUUGACGGUUUCCUUACCGACGAUCCGCUGGCCCAAGCGGCCCUGCCGUACGUCCAGAGCUGUCCGGCGCUGGCUGCGAUACAAUCGUCAUCCGAUUUGGGCGACGGGUUGGAGGCGUUGCACCGGGAGGUUAGCCGUAUCCGGCUGGCAAAAAUACCACGCUUUGCGGAGUGUGGUCUGGAGGAGGUGGACUACAAGGAACACAUCGAGCGGUUGCUAGAGUUUAAGGAAAAUUACGACGAAAACUACGAACUGUAAAAAUCGGCGCGAACGGUAAAGAAGUUUUUCCACGUGUAGCAGUUAAAUGCGUUAAGUGCUUUAGAAGGGGAGAAAAGGCUCCGUCUACCUCUCUCUCCUCGCAAACGCCGCAAUAAAAAGUAUGCUAAAAUGCACAAUAA
Anopheles merus is the source of this 1952-nucleotide messenger RNA. It is a transcript of the gene mst, whose product is annotated as protein misato. The transcript is spliced from 2 exons. Gene Ontology annotation, cellular component: cytoplasm. The record is from RefSeq and is a predicted model, not a curated record. Gene Ontology annotation, biological process: mitochondrion distribution. The coding region runs from base 91 to 1812 and encodes 573 amino acids. NCBI's taxonomy places the organism in Eukaryota, Metazoa, Arthropoda, Insecta, Diptera, Culicidae.